This is a messenger RNA of Nanorana parkeri, 1758 nucleotides long. RefSeq names its product calcium/calmodulin dependent protein kinase IV (gene CAMK4). Bases 167 to 1324 code for a protein of 385 amino acids. The record is from RefSeq and is a predicted model, not a curated record. The transcript has 11 exons. Gene Ontology annotation, biological process: protein phosphorylation. Lineage: Eukaryota; Metazoa; Chordata; Amphibia; Anura; Dicroglossidae. Gene Ontology annotation, molecular function: calmodulin binding; calcium/calmodulin-dependent protein kinase activity; ATP binding.
UCGCGCAGCAUGCAUUUCGGAGGUACCCGGGCACGCAGUGAUCCUGCCUCCUCCUCCUCCAGCUGCUCCAUUGGCUGCGAUCUGCGCUCUAUUGAUUAGGGAUCUGGGCUCACUGUUCCUGUGUCAGUCCCCUCCUGGCAGCCCUGUGCUCCUGGAUCUUCCCGAGAUGCUGAAAGUCACUCUGCCCUCAUCGUCUUCGUCGUCUUCCUCUUCUUCCACAGCCUUCUCCUCUACCUCCUCUACUUCCUCCAGGUCAGCCAGCGCUGCAGCCGAUUACUGGAUCGAUGGCUCCAACAAGGACACCUUGGCCCAUUACUACGAGCUGGAGUCCGAGCUAGGACGGGGAGCAACAUCGGUUGUAUACAGAUGUAGACAAAAAGGAACUUCGAAGCCUUUUGCUGUCAAAAUGUUAAAGAAAACUGUAGACAAGAAAAUAGUACGGACAGAAAUCGGUGUACUUUUACGCCUUUCACAUCCAAAUAUCAUCAAAUUGAAGGAGAUUUUUGAAACCCCUACAGAAAUUAGUCUUGUUCUUGAACUGGUGACGGGAGGGGAACUGUUUGACAGGAUUGUGGAAAAGGGAUAUUACAGCGAGCGAGAUGCAGCUGAUGCUGUGAAACAGAUUUUAGAAGCUGUUGCAUAUUUGCAUGAAAAUGGCAUUGUUCACCGAGAUCUCAAGCCAGAAAAUCUCCUCUAUGCUACUCCAGCACCAGAUGCUCCUUUGAAAAUUGCUGACUUUGGGCUUUCAAAAAUUGUGGAUGAUCAAGUGACAAUGAAGACUGUGUGUGGGACUCCAGGAUAUUGUGCUCCAGAAAUCCUGAGAGGAUGUGCUUAUGGACCUGAGGUGGACAUGUGGUCUGUGGGUAUAAUAACCUAUAUACUGCUGUGUGGUUUUGAGCCUUUCUAUGAUGAACGUGGGGACCAGUACAUGUUUAAAAGAAUUCUUAACUGUGACUAUGACUUUGUCUCCCCCUGGUGGGACGAUGUAUCUCUGAAUGCCAAGGACUUGGUGAAAAAGUUAAUUGUGUUCGACCCAAAGAAGCGUCUCACCACCCUCCAAGCGUUGCAGCACCCCUGGGUCACAGGAAAAGCUGCAAACUUUGCUCAUAUGGACACUGCUCAAAAGAAACUGCAAGAGUUUAAUGCAAGACGCAAACUGAAGGCGGCUGUUAAAGCUGUAGUAGCCUCAACUCGUUUGGGAAGUGCCGGCAGCCACAGCAGCCACGACAGCAAUAAGGCAAGCCGAAACCCAUCUCCGGUUCAAGAGAGCGGCCAUGAAGAAAGGACAACAGCAGAAUCCAAACAGGAAGAAGGAGCCUCUUGAGUCUGCCAACUCCAUGUUUGGGUCUGGGUCUCUGCCAUUUCAUGAACCAGCUACAUCAAUCUUUUUCUUAUAGGAAAGAUUCCUUAGCAUGGCCUUCUGGCAGUUCUUUUCAUGGGGUGCACUGAAAUGCACAAGUUGGUUCUACUCUGUUCAAUGCAUGUGACUGCUUAUCAAAAUAGUUACUAUGGGUGACCUGAGACAUGGAAGGUGUAGUUCUCUUUCUACACACGAAGUAUGACAUGAGCAAAUAUUCAAUUAUAACCUUGAUAUGCAUAUAGUAUCUACACUCUAGCUAGAAAACGAAGUGAGUAGUGUUUCAUUUUACAAUUUUAUAAAAGUAAUGAACUUCAUAGAGGAUAUUCUACUAGCAAAAGUUUUCAUUUCAUAUUAUAUCAUGUUGAUGGUAUGAAUAAUAGUAUUCAAAACUUAUGUUU